CUUCUUCUCAACCAAAUCAACACACACACACGAAACACAAAUUCAGAAUUGCAUUCCCAAGCUAUGAUCAACAAAAAUGAAAGCAAUCCAUUUCCUCUCCCACUUGAAAAUUCCAAUUUGAAUAAUAAUAACCAAAGAGUCUUCACCAUGCUACCCUUCUUUGGUGUCAUUAACAUGACAAUCACGAGUGGCACUACAAUCUACCGCGCAUACAACAAUGGUGAUAUUCAAAUGAUAGCAUUCGUCACUUUCGUCUUCUUUGGCACCUUCCUCUUUAACUAUUUGAUUCGGUUGUACAACAUGCUGCCUCCACAUGAUCGAUCUUAUGAUAAGCUCAAGUUGAAAAUUGGGAUUUGGGUGUUGGUCAGUUCCAUCAUGUUUGGAUUUGCAUGCGAGUUCUCAACGUUUUUGAGCUUCUUUGAGUCCCUAGCCUUCUUUGGGCUUGUGAUUAGUGGCAACACUUUCCUCUUCUAUGUGUAUUUCAUUUGGGAGGUUGACAAGAGUGGAAGAGCAUGUUCUAUUGCAAGUGGAGGAAAAAGCGAAAAGGCUCUUGAUAGUUGGUGCAAGGGUGGAAAUGGAGAUGAGAAUGAAUAUACACCUUUAUUAGAGGGUGUGGACAGUGUGUAAAAUAUAUGUGGAAAAUGAUAAACAAAAAAUAAAGUGACGGAUAAAUAAUUUUUAA
Messenger RNA from Cajanus cajan (pigeon pea), 682 nucleotides. The record is from RefSeq and is a predicted model, not a curated record. NCBI's taxonomy places the organism in Eukaryota, Viridiplantae, Streptophyta, Magnoliopsida, Fabales, Fabaceae.